CAUCUCUCUUUCACCACCAAACCAACAUCUGCAAAUCUUCUCUCUCUCUCACUCCAAGAAACCAAAAAAAAAAUGUCAGUCAACCAUUACCACAACACUCUCUCGUUGCAUCAACACCACCAAAACGACGUAGCCGCCAUAGCACAAAGAGAGUCUUUGUUCGAGAAAUCACUCACACCAAGCGACGUCGGAAAGCUAAACCGCUUAGUCAUACCAAAACAACACGCCGAGAAAUACUUCCCUCUCAAUAAUAAUGGCGGCGGCGGCGAUGACGUGGCGACGACUGAGAAAGGGAUGCUUCUUAGCUUCGAGGAUGAGUCAGGCAAGUGUUGGAAAUUCAGAUACUCUUAUUGGAACAGUAGCCAAAGCUACGUGUUGACCAAAGGAUGGAGCAGGUACGUCAAAGACAAACACCUCGACGCAGGCGACGUGGUUUUCUUUCAACGUCACCGUUUUGAUCUCCAUAGACUCUUCAUUGGCUGGCGGAGACGCGGUGAAGCUUCUUCCUCUCCCGCCGUCUCCGCCGUGUCUCAAGAAGCUUUAGUUAAUACGACGGCGUAUUGGAGCGGCUUGACCACACCUUAUCGUCAAGUACACGCGUCAACUACUUACCCUAAUAUUCACCAAGAGUAUUCACACUAUGGCGCCGUCGCUGAUCAGGCUCAGUCGAUACCACCGGUGGUCACAGGGAGUUCGAGGACGGUGAGGCUAUUUGGCGUGAACCUCGAAUGUCACGUUGAUGCCGUCGAGCCACCACCGCGUCCAGACGGCUAUAAUGGCCAACACAUUUACUAUUACUCAACUCCUCAUCCCAUGAAUAUAUCAUUUGCUGGGGAAGCAUUGGAGCAGAGAAAGAGGGAGAGAGAUUGCAUCUUAUGCGACAUGGAUCAUCAUCAAGAAUCGAAUCCGCUGAAGGAGCUUUUCUCUCUAUCUUCGUCUCCUUUCUUCUCAACCUUGAAGAUCAAGAAACCUAUAUUUGUCGGGAUCUCUCUUCUCAUUGGCUUCCUAAUAUUCUCUGUUAUCGUCAUCGAUCUUGUCGGCUUCGAGCCUCGUCUCUGUUUUGGAUUCUUAUCUUUGUCCCGAACCCUAACGAAGGAAAGAGGAAACGACGACGUAUGCGACUAUUCACACGGAAGAUGGGUUCGUCGACGCCGUGAUGUGGACGAAACCUCUUAUUAUGGAGAAGAGUGUCGGUUUCUGGAUCCUGGUUUUCGUUGUCUGAAUAAUGGACGAAAAGAUUCUGGUUUUCGACAAUGGCGAUGGCAACCACAUGGCUGCGAUCUUCCACGAUUUAACGCAAGUGAUUUUCUGGAGAGAAGUCGGAAUGGGAGGAUUGUGUUCGUUGGAGAUUCUAUCGGAAGAAACCAAUGGGAAUCUCUUAUGUGUAUGCUGUCACAAGCAGUGUCUAAUAAAUCUGAGAUAUAUGAAGUUAAUGGGAACCCUAUAAGCAAGCAUAAGGGUUUCCUUUCUAUGCGAUUUCCGGAACAAAACCUGACUGUUGAAUAUCAUAGAACACCGUUUCUGGUUGUGGUUGGUCGGCCACCUGAGAACUCAUCGGUAGAUGUCAAAAUGACGGUUAGAGUCGAUGAGUUUAACUGGCAGUCCAAAAAGUGGGUCGGGUCUGAUGUUCUUGUCUUCAAUACAGGACAUUGGUGGAACGAAGACAAGACCUUUAAUGCGGGCUGCUAUUUUCAAGAGGGAGGGAAAUUGAACAAGACAAUGAGAGUAAUGGAGGGAUUUGGGAAGUCUUUAAAGACAUGGAAGUCAUGGGUUUUAGAGAGACUAGAUUCUGAGAGGAGUUAUGUCUUCUUCAGAAGCUUCUCUCCUGUACACUACAGGAACGGGACAUGGAACUUGGGUGGUUUGUGUGAUGCAGAGACAGAGCCAGAGACUGAUAUGAAGAAGAUGGAACCUGAUCCUAUCCACAACAAUUAUAUUUCUCAAGAAAGAUGCUCAUCCUUCACGGUAUCGAGAACCGGGAACUCCUGAAGAUGCUCCUCAAGACUGCAGUCACUGGUGCUUACCCGGUGUACCUGACACAUGGAAUGAGAUUCUCUAUGCGCAGCUUUUGGCAAUGAAUUACCGAACAAAAU
Molecule: messenger RNA, 2093 nt
Organism: Arabidopsis arenosa
Lineage: Eukaryota; Viridiplantae; Streptophyta; Magnoliopsida; Brassicales; Brassicaceae
Source: the annotation of a GenBank genome assembly